CAAGGGCUUUGGCCCGGCUCUGGUGGCGGCAGUGGGGCUUCUGGGGGGUCCCUGGGAAGGGGCGCAAGUUAGCAGAUGUGCGUGAAGAAGUGUCUGGUCGGCCUCACGUUUUGUACCUGCUACCUGGCUUCUUACCUCACAAACAAGUAUGUCCUGUCUGUCUUGAAAUUUACCUACCCUACGUUAUUCCAAGGGUGGCAGACACUGGUUGCUGGGCUUCUGCUUCACGUGUCAUGGAAGCUGGGCUGGGUGGAGAUCAACAGCCGUUCAAGAUCUGAUGUUUUGACGUGGCUUCCUGCUUCAGUGCUAUUUGUGGGUAUCAUCUAUGCUGGUUCCAGAGCGCUGUCCAGACUGGCCAUUCCUGUGUUUCUCACUUUGCAUAAUGCAGCCGAAGUUAUCAUCUGUGGGCACCAGAAGUGUUUUCGGAAAGAGAAAACUUCUCCUGCAAAGAUUUGUAGUGCCCUCUUCCUCCUGGCCGCCGCCGGGUGCCUGCCCUUCAAUGACUCCCAGUUUGAUCCAGAUGGAUAUUUCUGGGCUAUGAUUCACUUACUCUGUAUAGGGGCUUAUAAGAUACUACAGAAAUCCCAGAAGCCCAACAAGUUAAGUGACAUUGACCAGCAGUACUUAAACUAUCUAUUCAGCGUGGUGCUCCUGACUUUAGCAGCUCACCCCACAGGUGACCUCCUCAGCGUCCUGGACUUUCCGUUCCUGUAUUUCUACGGAUUCCACGGCAGCUGUUGUGCCAGCGGAUUUUUAGGAUUCUUUCUCAUGUUUAGCACCAUGAAACUAAAAAGCCUUAUGGCCCCGGGGCAGUGCGCAGCCUGGAUUUUCUUUGCUAAGGUGAUCACGUCUGGCUUAUCGAUGUUGCUGUUUGAUAUAAUCCUGACCAGGGAAACCAUGGGAUGGAGUCACCAAGCAAGAAUACUGGAGUGAAUAGCCAUUUCCUCCUCCAGGGGAUCUUCGCAACCCAGGGGUCGAACCCAGGUCUCUUGCAUUGUAGGCGGAUUCUUUACCAUCUGAGGCAACCUCUAAUGUUUCUCUUCCCACCAGUCUGAUCAUUUAUAAGGAGUAUCUGGAUGAUUCAGCAGCAAUACAGAAGGAGCGUUACCCAAGACACAUCGGCCCUAUUUCUUAUUCAGAGACUGACACAGUGAACUAGGAAUGUCCAGUGCAACAUUUUUAGGAAAUGAAUCUCACUGCCUUAGAUUUUUAAUACUAUAAGUUAUAUUUCUGUGAAUUAACAAAAAAUAUGUAUUGAGUGACUGGUGUAUGCAGAGCAUAUGGAAGUCAUUAAGGAACAUAAGACAUCAUCCAGCCCUUGAGGAGUUUUCAGGAGAAGAAGUCAUAAAGAUAAUUUCUGAGGUAGGAUAGUAACUGGGUUUUUUUUUGAAAUAUAUAUAUAUAUACAUAUAUAUAUAUAUGUUUUUGGCCGUGCCACUAGCACACAGCAUGUGUGAUCUUUCCCAACCAGGGGUCAGACCUGUGCUCCCUACAUUGGGAGUGUGGAGUUUUUGUUGUUGGUGGUGGUUUUGUUUUUUGUUUUUAAGCCAUUGGACCACCAGGGAAGUCUUGGAUAGUAUUUGUAAACACAGUGGGUGUGAAGAACAGAGGAGAGAGAGAGGCUCGGGUGAUAGGGAGGGGCUUGAAACUGGACCUGAUGCAGAAGGGAGAGGCUUAGCCAGGCUGUGGGUGGAGGAGGAUUUGGUCCCUCUGGCCCUGGGAAGACAGGGAAGAACGGAGGGGCAGGAGGUGCCCCUUGGUGAGACUUAGCCAUUUGGAACUAGAGCUGGGGCGGGGGCGGGAGCUGACCCUCCAGUCCCUCCUCCUUCCCCUCACCUGUCCUCCUGGGAAGGUGGGACACAGAUGGUGGACAGGUUGAUGUCCAGAAACCCAACCGCCAAGGUAUCCUGGUGCACCCUUGAGACUGUUCCCGCAGUUUCUAUAUCUUAACCUUCAUCUAAUAUCAUGGCAUCUGGUAGCGUCACUUUAUGGCAAAUAGAUGGGGAAAAAAUAGAGUGACAGACUUUAUCUUCUUGGGCUCCAAAAUCACUGUGCCUGGUGACAGCAGCCAUGAAAUUAAAAGACACUUGCUCCUUGGAAGAAAAGCUAUGACCAACCUAGAUAGCAUGUUAAAAAGAAGAGACAUUACUUUGCCAACAAAGGUCCAUAUCGUCAAAGCUAUGGUUUUUCCAGUGGUCAUGUAUGGGUGUGAGAGUUGGACCGUAAAGAAGGCUGAGUGCCAAAGAAUUGAUGCUUUCGAACUGUGGUGCUGGUGAAGACUCUUGAGAGUCCCUAGGACAGCAAGGACAUCAAACCAGUCAAUCCUAAAGGAAAUCAACCUUGAAUAUUCCUUGGAAGGACCGAUGAUGCUGAAACUGAAGCUGUAAUACUUUGGCCACCUGAUGCAAAGAACUGACUCAUUGGAAAAGACCCUAAGACUGAGGGCAGGAGGAGAAGAGGACAACAGAGGAAUGAGAUGGUUGGAUGGCAUCACCGAUUCAGUGGAUAUGAGUUUGAGCAAACCCUGGGAGAUAGGGAAGGACAGGGAAGCUUGGUGUGCAGCAGUCCGUGGGGCCACAAAGAGUCGAACACAGCUGAGUGACUGAACAACAACAGCAACCUUUAUAGUGACUAUCUCAAUUCUUGAUGGCACUUUUUUCCAAAUAAUUCUCAUUGACUAUAUUUUGUACAUAAUUUCAGAAUGAACCAAAAAAAAAACAAUGAAAACCCAGGUGUUGAACUGAGUGUAAGAAAUAAGCAUGAAAUGCUCUGCAGGGGGGAGGACGUGCUUAGUCUGAAGGUUCCCACAGCCGUCUGUGGGAGCCAUGCCUACAGGCUGUCCCACAUCCUGUGGACUUCAUGGUAUGCCCUGAACACGAUGGAAAGAAGGGCUGUGUGUACCCAAGUCAAGGAAACAGCAUGUGCGAUCAUUGCAAAAGGAACCUUGACUUUGGAAUUUCCUGAUUCUUGAGAACUCUUGAGUUUAAGGAUGGUGUGUUUUCAGCCUCAAAGAAUUUUCCGACCACAAAGUGAACCACCAGAAGAGGAGUGUCAGACUGUGUUUCAGAUUUCCUGUCUUUUGCACAGAGCUGGUCUGCAUUGUCCGUAGACUGGGUGUGUUCAGGCUAUGACUGGGUGACUGGCUAAUCGGAUCCUGGGCAGGAAUCCAUGGCCCAUCUCUGCCCUGUGGGAGCCUAGACUGAUCAGAAGUCACAAAAGGCUGUUUGGUUUGGACCAACUGUGUUUGUCUGCAUAGUUAUCAUUUCUUUUUUUUUUUCCUUUGAUUUUCAGAUUUCAAAUUAUUCAACAUUUAGAAAUCAGGUGGUUUCCCUAUAAAAGUCCAAAUCUCCAGAUUCUUUCAAAAAUAUGGAGCAGUUGUUAAGUUGGGCCUGCACGUCCAAACGGCAGCAGUUGCUGGAGUGGGUGGAGGUGGGUAGAAGCUGCACAGCCACCCCCCUGCAGCCCGGCUGAGGCUGAGGACCCUGUAACCACUGACACCCUCACCUCCAUUGCUUGUAUGUCCAUUCAUUCUAUCAGAAGUGCUUACUGGGUUCUGUAGACACAGUUCAAGACCCCAGCGAGGUCACCAUCUAGGAAACCAGGGUACACGUCAUUGUCCAUCUCCUUGGAUGGGCAGCAGCUUAGACGCACAAAAUAGCUCAUUGUCUAAAGAAGGUUUUUCCCCCUCAGUGCUGUAGACUUUGCUGUGAGGGGCUGUCCUGUACCACAUAGAAUUUUCAGCAGCAAGCCUAAGUCCCACCUCACCAGGGGCCAGUAACACUCCCUUAAUUCCAACAACCAAAAAACAUGUCCAGGCUUUGCCAAAGCUCCUCUCGUUGGCAGAAUCACCACAGUUGGGAAUCACGGAUCUAAAGGUUUGUGGUGGUGCGUGGAGGAAACACCAUUUGAAAUUUCAGCAAGAUCUUAAAGAACUUAUCUCCGCACUAGAGAUUUGGAUCAGCUCCAGGCUCAGGUCCUUGGCAGCCCUGCCACCCUCACUGUGUACCUCCAUCAGCAGGUACCACAGGAGGUGACAGGUGUCCACUUCCUGCCUACCUGCUGGCUGAAGAUCCUCCAGGAAGGGGUUGUUUCAUUCACCUUUCUGUCUCUCUGUCUGGCACUGUUAGCUCAGUCAAUGGGUCCUGUACUCAAGAAAAAUGAUAAACCCACACCCCCAAUGUCGGUCAACUUUUAAAGCCUUUAAUAAAAAGCAACUGCUCUUGUCCAGCUAUCAUAUCUUCUUUUUAACAAUAAAAGCCCAGCAUUUUAAUAUCUAUUGCAAGUUCAGCAAUCUAAAUAUCCAGAUUCAUACUUAGUUAUUUGUUUUUAAAUUAACAACUUUCUAUAUGAAUUCCCAGUAUUCCAAAAUUUUGGCAAAGGGCAAAAUUUUGGCAAAAAAUUUUGGCAAAACUCAACACAUUCAAAAAAAAAAUAAUUCUGAAGUGUGAGCGGUGUUUCUGUCGAGUAGAAUUAUUAAUAGUUGUCGGUGCUUCCUCUUUGAAUGCUCUUUAGAUGAGGAGAGUCGCUUUUCCCUGUGAAAUCGUUUAAGUACAAGGAGAGAAAGGAAUCACCAAAACACAGCCUCUUUGUUUGUAGGAUUUGGUGAUCAACUUUUCAUUUUUACCCAUCAUUCACUGGGCUUGCCAUUGACCCUGGGUUACAAACAUGGUGGUCACUUCAACUUGAUCCCAGUCUCAACCUCACCUUUAGAGAAUGGUCUUAUAUCAUCUCUGAGUAAAGAUGUCUUUGCCUUUAGUUUUAGGGGAGUGCUUAGAGACUGCUGAAGUCUAUUUGUAGAGAGAGUGAAUUUCGGAGUAAAGAAAGAACUUCCUCCAACAUACCCCAAAGUGCAGCUAGGAUCACAGUGUCUGCAGUUUUUCAGCUGAAUUAAGAAUCUGAAACCUCUUCUUUAAAAUGCUGAGAAAGGCCUUCUGAAUAACUACACUCAUUACCUUUCCACACAGAGUAAUUAAUCAGAUUGUAAAUCGUCACUCAGCAAGCCCCCAAGGGAGUGGUGCAUUCAUUUUGGUGAGGAAAGAGAGAAAAAAAUAGUUUGGAAUCCAGAUGGGAAAGUGGGGAGCAGGUAUAAGAAUUCCAUCACUCAUUGAGCAAAUAUUUAUUGGGUGUUGUGUUAAGUGCUAGGCCUACAGCUGAAAAAAGGAUACAGUCUCUGUCCUCAGUCUGGAAAGUUCCAUAGGAAUUCAUUGAAUCACCACAAUAAUAAAUGUAAGUUCGAGAUGGGGCCUUUGGCUCCUGAUAAGAGAGAAGAGAAAGAGUGGAGAGACGUUGAAAAUAAAUAACCCCCUGGAAGAGAAUUGAGUGAUGACUAUUUCUGGCUGGCUCUGCAAUCUGAAUGUUUAUGCCUUCGUUACAUGAAGUUUGUUCAUUUCAGGAAUGAUGGGGAUUACAAGAUUUGCAAACAGUUCAGUAAAGCUCUGACUUAAACAGCUGUAAUGCUAUUAAGAUUCCUGCACCCCGUGUCAGCGUCUCCCGCUGUUUAGAAAACAGCAUCAAAGCUCACCUCCCUGGCGCUCUUAACGGUAAACGGAACCAGGUUUGUUUUCAUGUCAGCAUUCUCUAAAGCCACUCGGUGUUUCAUUAAAUCGCUAAACCAAGGGGAUGCAAUGCAAGGUUAUUACGCUGCAGCAUUGUUCUAAGGCUGGGGGAGGGAGGGUGGUAAAGAGCCAGCCGAAACCCUGUUCUCCCUGGUGAUUAAGGAAGAUUAGUGGAAAUGACUGACCCCCUGUUACAUUUGCAGAAAUAAAACUUCCCAAGUCAAAGUUCUGUACUGAUCUCGCAUCAGGUCACGGUGACUCUGUGCUCAUCCAGGGAUUUAAGAAAACGGUGUGUGUGUUCUUGAAGGAAUGCAGAAGGAAACAGCAGAUCGGCUUAGAAGGCAACAGUGGGUCUUUAGAAAUGAGCCUGUGUACAGAACGGGCUUCCCAGGUGGCUCAGUAGUAAAGAAUCUGCCUGCCAAUGCAGGAGAUGCAAGAGGCGCAAGUUCGAUCUCUGGAUUAGGAAGAUCUUCCCUGGCGGAGGAAAUGGCAAUUUUGCCAUUUCAUUUCAUUUUCAGUAUUCUUGCCUGGAAAAUUCCAUGGACAGAGGAGCCUGGUGGGCUACAGUCCACGGGGUGGCAAAGAGUUCAGACACGACAGCACACACUCAUUGUGUACAGAACAAAUGGCUUCCCCUUCCUGGGUCCUUCUUCAUCCAAAAAGAAGAGGUGAUAGAACCCACCAGCAUCUAGGUCUGUCCCUGAACUAGACCAGGGACAAGCCCAGUGGAGUCGUGUUAAAAAAUACAGUCUUUUGGAAUUUGGUCCCCAGUUUCUCCCAGAAGCAAUGCUAUAAAUGACGAGUAUUUAUCUAGAAAAGUCCUCUGAAAUUUGUUUUGUUUGUAACAAACUUCAGCUACAUUAUUCUGAAUUCAGUGUGUGUUAGAGAGAAUUCCUUGACUUAUUGUCACUAUUUGUAAUACUUCUGAUUGGGGAACUAAGAUCCCACAUGCCAUGUGGUACAGCCAAAAGGAAAACCCAAAAAAACCAAGAAACACCUGAGCACAGUUUGAACUCAGCUUAUUGUUUUCCUGUUCCCACUUAGUUCACUCCUUUAUUGGAAGUGGUUCAUGGUAGAUGUUAUCUUUAGGUCAUAGUCACCCCGAUAGGUGACUUUUUUCACUGAGAACAGAAUAUACACGGCCUAAGUGUAUCUCAUACAUUUGAUGCCUUAGACAUAUGUUAGGACCAUGGAGGCGCCACUACCCAAGUAUGAGUGUGUUGUGCGUGGGUAUGUAUAAUGAGUGGGUAUAUAGGAAGAGUGGGAUGCUGGGGGGUAAAUGGAGAAAAAAGGAAGAAGAAGGUGGCAUCGAAAGGGCUGUUGGCACCUCUGAACAAGAGCACUUCAUCCUCAGAAACCCCCUUCACAAGCCUUUACUCUAGGCCCAGCCUGGGCCUCAGAGGUGCUUUGGGGAAAGAAUGAUGGGGGCUUCAGACAGACACUAGAGUGUCUACUGAGAAGUUUAAAAUAGAAAAUGUGCAAACCUUUGAAUGUGUUACAUUUUAGGCAUGUGAAAUCCACCUCUUUCUCACAGUCUUACGUUCUGCUAUUUUUCAUUUUCAUUUUCACUGACCGUAGAUCUUUCUGCUGUGGUGGGAAAUUCAUGCGUCCCAAUUUGUAUUUUGUCUUUAAAUGUUCUGUUAGUCUAAAUGAAAUAAAAGGGUUCAGAGACUGUCAAUAAUCAUAGGAUUAUGGAUACAUGCAUGGUUUCCUAUCCAUCACUGUAGCAAAAUGCACCAGUGGGAAGCCCUCCUCCUAUGUUUGUGACAGAGAGCAGUAAGGAAGUGCAGUCACCAUCACCUGGUCAGGAUGGUUGGGACACGUCACCUUUCUCCCUGAGGGACAGCUGAGGUUUACCCUGGACGACUGGGCAGUCCGGGACCUGACUUGAAGUCAGGCAGUGUGGGCAGGGGACAGGAUGCUCAGCUGCAUGAUGAGGAAGCAUCACUUGCCCUGCGGUAGGUGGACACCAGGCAACUUCACACGUCCACAGCCUCUAGGUUCCCA
Messenger RNA from Dama dama (fallow deer), 7562 nucleotides. It is a transcript of the gene SLC35D4, whose product is annotated as transmembrane protein 241. Gene Ontology annotation, cellular component: Golgi apparatus. The transcript has 15 exons. Gene Ontology annotation, molecular function: antiporter activity. The coding region runs from base 76 to 933 and encodes 285 amino acids. The record is from RefSeq and is a predicted model, not a curated record. Lineage: Eukaryota; Metazoa; Chordata; Mammalia; Artiodactyla; Cervidae.